Molecule: messenger RNA, 3563 nt
Organism: Labrus mixtus (cuckoo wrasse)
Lineage: Eukaryota; Metazoa; Chordata; Actinopteri; Labriformes; Labridae
Gene: mfsd2ab
Product: MFSD2 lysolipid transporter A, lysophospholipid b
Exons: 14
Coding region: 109-1689 (526 amino acids)
Biological process (GO): carbohydrate transport
Cellular component (GO): membrane
Molecular function (GO): lysophospholipid:sodium symporter activity
Source: RefSeq, a predicted model, not a curated record
CCCCUCACAUUAGCCUUACUACUAACUGGAAGAUUUGUUUGAUAAUUAUUUUUUUUUUGGUACAUUUUUUUGUGUGAAAUUCAAACAGAGAAAACGGACCACACUGCUAUGGCAAAAGGAGAAGGUGGUGAACAAUACUCCAACACCAGUUUAUUGAAUAAACCGGUCAGCUUGGAUGGCAUCAAACUCGCCAGAAAGCAUGAGAACCAGAAUAAGUUGUCAAUUUGCAACAAGCUCUGCUACGCAGUUGGUGGAGCUCCCUACCAGAUCACAGGAUGUGCCUUGGGAUUUUUUCUGCAGAUCUACCUUCUGGAUGUAGCUCAGCUGGACCCUUUCUAUGCCUCCAUUAUCUUGUUUGUGGGCCGAGCAUGGGACGCGGUAACAGACCCCACAGUGGGCUUCCUGGUCUCCAGAAGUCCAUGGACCCGCUUUGGACGCAUGCUGCCCUGGAUCCUGCUCUCAACCCCUCUGGCUGUGCUUUCCUAUUUCCUCAUAUGGUACGUUCCCCCCUUUGAGGACGGCAAAGUCAUCUGGUACCUUCUCUUCUACUGCAUGUUCCAGACACUGCAGACAUGCUUCCAUGUGCCGUACUCUGCGCUCACCAUGUUCAUCAGCUCAGAGCAGAAAGAAAGAGACUCAGCCACAGCAUACAGGAUGACGGUGGAGGUUCUGGGCACUGUUGUUGGGACAGCCAUCCAGGGACAGAUAGUUGGUAUGGCUAACGCCCCCUGCGUCCCAGGACCCGGGGACAUCGCGGCAGGACUGAGCAACGGCACGGUCGGACUCAACGAUUCAGAGCCGGUCAUUUCACUGGAGCACACAAAAACAGCCUACAUGAUUUCUUCUGGUGUCAUCUGCAUUAUCUAUGUCCUCUGUGCUAUUGUUCUUUUCUUCGGUGUGAGAGAGAAAAAAGAAUCUUGUCGUCCCAGGUCAGAGCCCAUGGCUUUCUUUGAGGGGAUAAAGCUGGUGAUGGGACAUGGACCAUACGCCAAACUGGUCAUGGUCUUCCUCUUCACCUCACUGGCUUUCAUGCUCCUGGAGGGAAACUUUGCCCUUUUCUGCAGCUACACACUGGGCUUCAGGAACGACUUCCAGAAUAUUCUGCUGGUCAUCAUGCUCUCAGCUACCCUGGCAAUCCCCUUCUGGCAGUGGUUCCUGACUCGCUUUGGGAAGAAAACAGCGGUUUACACUGGCACCUUGUCUGUGGUUCCCUUCAUGAUCCUGGUGGUGUGUCUGAAGAGUAACCUGAUUGUCACCUACAUUGUCUCGUUCGCUGCCGGGGUCGGAGUGGCUGCAGCUUUCCUGCUGCCCUGGUCCAUGCUGCCUGAUGUUGUUGACGAUUUCCAAGUGCACAACCCCGACUCCACCGGCCACGAAGCUCUCUUCUACUCAUUCUACGUCUUCUUCACCAAGUUUGCCUCUGGAGUCUCCCUUGGCAUCUCCACCCUCAGUCUAGACUUUGCGGGAUACAUUAGCAGAGGCUGCACUCAACCACAGGCAGUGGAUCUUACCUUAAAACUGUUGGUUUCCGCGGCCCCCGUAGGCCUCAUCAUAAUCGGCCUAGUUAUUUUGUAUUCGUAUCCAAUCGACGAGGAGAGGAGGCAAGGCAACAGAAAACUGCUCCAGGAACAGAGGGAAAACGAAGCAGAUUCAGAAACAGACUCAACAGAACUGGCCAUUAUGAUCUAGCACCUUUUUUUUAGAGACUCAUCCACCAAUCGAGUGAUCGAUUGGUCUUUUUUGCACUUGGCGGGACCAACAGAUCUGGACCUGAUGGAUCAUUAGGACACUGCCUUGUCCAAUCACAAUGCUGCUGUUUCAAGUCGAUGAAUUUGACUUCAGAACAAUUUUCUGGCAUGAAAUUAACUCUCCUGAUUUUUUUCAGUCUGAAAUCAAAAGCCUUAUAUUUUGAAAAAACAUAAUACUUUUGAGUACUUCCGGAAAAUGUUUUUUUUUUUUUUUUUUUAAGGUUGAACUUGUUCUUUGUUGAAAAAUGCACAAAAGCAUGAAAUGUUGAAGCACGUUUAGUCAGUACUGCCAUUUUCGGUGCUACUCGCUGAAGCUGGACAGAUUCCAUCCUUGUACAUACCACAGUGAACAUUAAUGACCUUGAACACUGCGCUAAAAUCAACUCUAUAGUUGUGCGACGUGAGCAUUGUGAGAAACUUGAACAAAAAGUGACACCGCCUUAAUUUCAGCCUCAUUUUGGGGUUGGAAAUUCAAAACUGACAAACUUGUGCCAGUCAUUUGGUCUUGAGUCACUGACAUAGUCGUGCAUUUUGAAAAAUCUAAACGUUUUCUGGAAUUGUAUUAAUAUGCUUCAUAGUUUACUUAAACCAGUCAACUAGUACGUUUCCAUCUCUUUCCCAUCACAAUCGUUUUUUUGUUUCUUUUUCUAACGGAAGCUAAGAUAAUGUGAUGUCUGAACUUGUGGCUGCACAGUAACAGCUUUGCUCUUAAGGGCUCCUUUUACUUCCCUACCAAAGUAAUGAAACCACUACAAUAGAAGAGACGGUUAGUUUGCACUCGUAACUGUAAUGUUUAUCCAGCAAUGACAUUAUUUACAAUAUCCUAUUUAAAGGUCAGCUACUGAUUACAGGAAAUCCCUUUACCCCUAAACAUGCUUUAAUUUCCUUAAUAUUGAUAAAAACCGGCAACUAAUCUAGUUAUCUCACUAUUUAAAUAUUUAUUAGAUUUGAUUUUGCUGUUUUUGAAUUCCUGUUUUCUGGAAAGUCUUGCUUUUUGCCAUAUUUAUAUCUAUUUGAGGCCUGUUUGGUCUUCGGUUAGAGGUUUCAAUAUAAGGAAAUGGGCACUCACAUUUUGAAAUAGUCACAUGCUUUUUUUUAAUGCAUGUCGCCAUCCUUGUCAUCUUUGCCCCAUAUGCAUUCAAAAAGGGAAGCACAUACUUGUGAAUAAAAGAUAAGUGGAAGAUGGGGAAGUGAACUUGUUGCAGUCUGUUUGGACGUCUGUUUUUGGGAUGUUUAUUUUUUAUGUGUUUAUUGAAGGAACAACAAGGAUUCUUUGCGACCUCAAUCCCUGUCAUGAAAGUGUGGAUUGACAUAUUUCAUAUCCAUUGAUAUGGAAAUGUGUAUAUACAGUAAUAUGUUAUACAUACUCUUACAUCUUUGACAUGUUGUUUCCGACAACUGGGCUGCCAAUGUGAAAUUGUUCAUAUCUACUUUACAUGUUCUUUUUUUCUCCAUAAAGAUACUAUACUGUAUAUGCCAACUUGGUGCCAUUAUCAUCCACUAAACUUAUGUAAUUGCACAUCCUGUGCUCCUCAUCCUGCUUGAUUUUGUAAGUGUUUGCUCUUGUCAGUAUACUUCCCUCAUGACUCUUGAGGCUGUAGCCAAAUGUGUGAGCUUUAAUCCCACAGGAACACACAGAAGCCUUGUGUACAUGCCUCCUGUUUAUAUGUAUAUAUUGUAUGUAAACUUGUACAUAUCUUUGAUAUUUGUGGCUUCAAGUGAAAUAAACCUGUUACACUAUACCGUAGUUAUUUAAGAAAAAACUGUUGAGAAUGAAAAAAGAUUGUUAAUAAAUACUAAUAAGUGUACUGUGAA